GUUGGUGCCCCAAAGCCCAGCCAGGCAUCAGGGACACCUAUAAAAGCACACUGGUCCAGGCCCCAGCAUCCUGCUUGGUCGCCACCUGUUGCAGCACAAUGCUAGGAGGACUGGGGAAGCUUGCUGCUGAGGGCCUGGCCCACCGCACCGAGAAGGCCACUGGGGAAGCUGUUCAUGCCGUGGAGGGAGUGGUAAAGGAGGUGGUGGAGCACGCCAAGGAGGCUGGAGAGAAAGCCAUUGCCGAAGCCUUCAAGAAGGCUCAGGAGACGGGGGACAAAGUGGUAAAGGAAGUCACCGAGACAGUGACCCACACUGUCACAAAUGCCGUCACCCACGCAGCAGAAGGCCUGGGUAAACUGGGACAGUGAGCACGCCUGCCACUGGCAGACUCUUCUUGAAUCUCAAUAAAAUCUGUGAAAUGUG
Rhinolophus ferrumequinum (greater horseshoe bat) is the source of this 423-nucleotide messenger RNA. RefSeq names its product family with sequence similarity 25 member A (gene FAM25A). The transcript has 3 exons. Lineage: Eukaryota; Metazoa; Chordata; Mammalia; Chiroptera; Rhinolophidae. The coding region runs from base 99 to 368 and encodes 89 amino acids. The record is from RefSeq and is a predicted model, not a curated record.